CAGCUGCAUGCAUGCGUAUCCAUAGGUUAUACUCCAAACCUCGCACACCAAAAGUCAAUUUCAUUUUGUUUAUAUGUCAGGUUAUGGCAACAUAUAUGUAGCUAACAGAGUUUGAGAUUAUUCAAAUCAUAUAUUAAUCGAUGUAUUGGGAUAGAUGCCUACUCUCGCUCUUCAUUUAAGCAAGCAUCUAUUCUCUCACCCCGAAACUUGCUAUUUAGAACCCUUGCAGCGAGGCUUGCGAUGUGGUUUGCUUGCAUGUCUCCACCAAUUCAAAGAUGAGGCCGACUAGAAAUCGCGAGGAACAUGGCAGCGAAAGUCUGGUGAACAGCCAAAGUGCACUCAAGAGUCUGGCGUCUGUGGAGCAACUGUGGGACGAAUGGGAGAUCCACUGCCUGGUCCUCCUAAGCUUGGCCUUGCAAGUCUUCCUCUUCCUCGCAGCGGGCAUCCGGAGACGCAGCGCGUCGCGCGUACUCCACUCGCUCCUAUGGCUUGCCUACGUGUCGGCCGACCUUGUGGCCGUCUUCGUGCUCGGCCAUCUAGCGGUGUCCGGCUGCACGAGCAGGCCGCGGCACGAGCUGAUGCCGUUCUGGGCUCCGUUCGUGCUGGUCCACCUGGGCGGGCAGAGCAGCAUCACGGCCUUCUCCAUGCAGGACAACGAUGAGAGAAACCACGGAUGGUGAUGUAAAUUUGCAUUUGGCUAGCAGGGCCGAGUGGUCCGAGAAGCUAGCUCAGUAUAACAUGUUCGGGCAACAUGCUGCCGCGGAAGACGAUGCUUCUGCUGCUCAAGGAACGGCGGGGUCCGUGCUACGAAGAUGGAUAGAGAAGCCCCUCAAAGCCUGUGGUGUCCAGGCACUCGAUGUGACGCGCAUCGCCCUCCCCGGGGAUCUCAAGGAGUUGGUUCUAGACAAGCUGUUAGACUUGGGAGCAGGCGGGCAGCAAGAUUGGAACUUUGCCAGCACCGGUGGUCUGCUGGCCCUCCAGAAGUGGGCGGGCAACCAUAGAGACUCGGCCUCUGCUCGUCCAGGGACGGCGGCGCUACACCGGAGCAUCGACGCCGCCAUGGAUUUCCAGACGAGCGUGCUCAUCUGGCACAUGGCAACAGAUAUCUGCUACUAUGAAGGAUGCACCCAGUCCAGCAGCAAUCCUGAUAUGAAGGGGAAGAAGAGGAUGUGCAGAGAGGUGUCGAAUUAUAUCAUGUACCUCGUCUUCAAGUGUGGGGUGAUGCUCAAGACCAAUUCACAGCUCUUACAUCGCAAAGCUCACGGCGAACUGGAGGAAGCAAAAAAGGUCCGUAACCUAUCAGGUGUGGCCCAGGAGGGGAACCCUGCCCGGAUGGUAUUCCAGGUCUGGAAACAGACAGGCAGUGGAAUGGACCCGUUGCUCGCCUUUAAUCAUCUUAUGGAUGGACUUGGGGGAAGAGUGGUAAUGGAGAACGAGGAACUCCUCAAAGCAGGGAAAAAUGUCCAUGGCGGUGGACCAGCCGAAGCGGUGGCUCUUCCCCAGGGCAGCAGCGGCCAACAACCGACAGCUCAUAUGCAACUUCUGCAAAGCACAUACGAGGAUCUGGAUUCUGCAGUGACCAAUCGCGCGUGUGAGGUAGCCCAAGAGCUCAUCGCUAUCCAGGAAGAUGAAUGCUGGGAGCUCAUCACCGCUGUGUGGCUGGAGAUGCUUUUCUUCGUCGCGCCUCGCUGCGGUGGUGCUUUCCACAGCCAGCAUCUCAGCACUGGCGGUGAAUUCAUCACCCAUGUCCUGCUGCUAAUGUACUUUCUAGGCCCUUUUCUACCAUCCCGUAGUGAAUAGCUACAUCUGGGUACUGUCAGUAUUGUAUACAUAUCAUUAUUAUUACUAGUAAUGUGCAGGUGCGUUACGCACGUGUUUUGAAAAGAAGAAGA
Panicum virgatum (switchgrass) is the source of this 1892-nucleotide messenger RNA. RefSeq lists its product as uncharacterized. Lineage: Eukaryota; Viridiplantae; Streptophyta; Magnoliopsida; Poales; Poaceae. The record is from RefSeq and is a predicted model, not a curated record. The transcript has 2 exons. Bases 658 to 1800 code for a protein of 380 amino acids.